Messenger RNA from Macrosteles quadrilineatus (aster leafhopper), 979 nucleotides. Its product is annotated as PRKR-interacting protein 1 homolog. Gene Ontology annotation, biological process: negative regulation of protein kinase activity. Bases 143 to 877 code for a protein of 244 amino acids. Gene Ontology annotation, molecular function: double-stranded RNA binding; protein kinase binding; protein kinase inhibitor activity. The transcript has 3 exons. Lineage: Eukaryota; Metazoa; Arthropoda; Insecta; Hemiptera; Cicadellidae. The record is from RefSeq and is a predicted model, not a curated record. Gene Ontology annotation, cellular component: nucleolus.
UCAGUUUUGUUUUGGUUUGGUUGUCGGUUUCUCGGUUCCGGUUGUUUGUACUUUGUAAAUAGAGAUCGAUGCCCGAUGGUUGUAGGAGGACUGGGCUAGUUAUCAUACUGGGUUAACUUGGUUUUUAUUUAUAAAUCAAAACAUGGGGAAAGGUGGGAUUUCAAGUGACGAAGAUUCUAAGCCCACCGUAGCGAAAACCCCAGUUGAACUUCAGAGGUUUAAACUUGAAAAACUGAUGAAAAAUCCUAAGCACCAGAGUUUGAUGUGCUCUUUUACUCAUUUAAAGGAUAAACCUGUAGUAAUCCCAGAAAGAGUGAAAGAAAAGAAAAUGCCUCAUGUGCCAGAGUUUGUGAGAAAUGUAAUGGGAUCAAGUGCAGGAGCUGGCAGUGGAGAAUUCCAUGUAUAUCGUCAUCUCAGGAGGAAGGAAUAUGCAAGACAAAAGUUUAUCCAAGAAAAAAGUGAAAAACAAUUACUUGAAGAAGCUUAUCACCAAAAACUUUUAGAUAAUAUGCAAGCCGCAGAAGAAAGAACUGCCAAGAAACGAGCCAAACGAUUGCGUAAAAAACAAAACUAUAAAAAGAACAAACUGCUCAAACCUAAAUUGAACAAUAGCGGUCAAUCCCAAACAGAAAGUGAAUCCGAGGAUAGGAGUGAAAGCGAAGCAGACAAAAACAGAGAGGAGGAAGAAGAAAAUACUGUGAGUAGAAAUGAAGACAUUAGUAAUACAGAAGAAUGCAAGCAACAAAAGAAUACAGAAAAUACAAAGAUUAGGAAUAAUUCUGAAGAAGACGAAAAUGUUGAAACUGGAAAUGGAUCAGGAGAGAUGUACUGCAAUGAAAAAAAGUGGAUGGUUAAGAAACAGCUGAAUCCAAACUAAAAGAAGCAGACUCGUAGAUUAAGAGAUUGACUUGGUAAAGAUGCAUGAUUACAACAGAUAUUUGCUUCUGUAAAUAUGUAAUAUAGUUUAAUUCUAAUGAAA